Molecule: messenger RNA, 451 nt
Organism: Triticum aestivum (bread wheat)
Lineage: Eukaryota; Viridiplantae; Streptophyta; Magnoliopsida; Poales; Poaceae
Product: protein RALF-like 9
Exons: 1
Coding region: 120-353 (77 amino acids)
Source: RefSeq, a predicted model, not a curated record
GUGCCCAGUUGAAAGGGACCCUUUGCUCUGCAUCUGCCAACGUCGUAGGUCACCUCCUCGUAUCAAGUUUCUUUGUUCUCUGUUCUUUGCUUGGAAGAACACAGGAGGGAGGAGCAGGCAUGGGGAAGGUGAUGAGCAUGCGGCUCGCGCUGGUGGUCCUGGUGCUGGCGAGCCUCGUGCUGGCGGCCCAGGAGGCCGACGGGGCGCGGCCAGCGUCGACCGACGGCGUUAUCAGCUACGGUGCUCUCCUGCGCGGGAACGGCGCCAACACCUCCGACGCCAGCGUCCGGCCUUCCGCGGUGGCCAACUCUUACACGCGCGGCUGCAGCAAGAUCAACCGUUGCCGCGGCUGAUGCGACGCGUGCCUGCAUGCGUGUGUAUCUCUUGCUUUGCUCGAACGUUUGAACGUUGAUCCGGUGCCGUGUGCAAGCCAGGAGUAUGAUGCAACACA